UCCUAUGUCAUCAACUCAAGGCGCUUUGUUGUUCUUUCGGGAUAGAAAAACGGAGACAAUUAUUGCUAGUAUAUUGUAAACAACGGUCGGACUAAGCAAGGAUAAUAUUUAAUUUGGUUCAGUCUUAUCAAAAGCCGACCAAAUGUGGGGUUAAACCCGAUGACGUGUGGUGGAAAGUGUUGUAUUUGUGGGAGCUAGUGAGCUAGCAUUAGCCACUCCACGGAAGGAAUUCCAGGCACUGGGAAGAAGAGGAGAAACCUCUGCUGGGAUGUUUUACGCAAGUUGUACGAAAACUGUGUUCUACAGGUCCGCCUGCAACCACGGCGACAUAACCCCGAAGUAUGUAUCCGUUUGACUGAUAUCAAAUUGCAGGAACAAUUUGAUAGUGCUUUCUCUUAUAAGCGUGAACGUGCCAGUUUAGCGAGUUAGCCACGUAGCUUUCACUGGGAAGUCAUUUAAAAUGGCGGAAGGUUGGCCCAUUCCUUCGGCCCUUGUCUUCAUGCUGUUGAGUUUGAGUGCCUGGGCUCUUGGCUCUUGUCCUGCGCCUUGCUCGUGUUCAAAAGGGCAAGAUGAGGUUCAUGUUUUGGACUGCAACAGGAAAAAGCUGUCCACAGCUCCCCUGGACCCACCGGACGGGAUAACACAAGUCACCAUGAAUCACAAUGAGUUGACUGUUGUUCCCUUUUUUGGCGAUGCGUCCUCAAAUAUCACCUCGCUGUCAUUAGUCCACAAUCGGAUCUCAGAGCUGUUGAUGCAUCAGCUACAGCCAUACGUUUCCUUGGAGACACUGGACCUGACGUCCAAUUCCAUCUCUGAGCUCAAAGUUGGAUCCUUCCCCUCCAUGCAACUGAAAUAUCUAAAUUUGAGUAAUAACAAGAUCAGCGUCCUCGAGCCUGGCUGCUUUGAAAACAUCUCCAGCUCCCUGCUGGUGCUGAAGCUGAACAGAAACAGAUUAGUUGCGCUGCCAUCCAAAGUCUUCAAACUUCCACAGCUUCAGUUCCUUGAAAUAAAGCGCAAUAAGAUCAAGAUAGUGGACAGCCUGACAUUCAAGGGGAUGGACUCACUGAAGUCACUGAAGAUGCAGCGGAAUGGCAUCACUAAGCUCAUGGAUGGAGCCUUUUUUGGGCUUGAAAACAUUGAAGAACUAGAGCUGGAGCACAAUAACCUAACUGAGGUCAACAAAGGUUGGCUGUACGGCCUGUGCAUGCUGCGUGUCCUGCGGGUCAGCCAGAACGCUGUCGGCAUCAUCCGACCAGACGCCUGGGAGUUUUGUGAAAAGCUGCAGGAACUAGACUUGUCCUUCAAUCAUUUGACAAGGCUUGAGGAGACUGCUUUCGUCGGAUUAGGUCUCCUGGAGAGCCUGAACCUAGGAGAAAACUCUCUCAGCCAUUUGGGAGAGGGAGUGUUCAGUGGCCUCGCAAGUCUACGCACCCUGGAUAUCCGCAAUAAUGAAAUCUCCUGGGCCAUUGAAGACUCCAUUGGUGUCUUUGAAGGGAUGAAGAAGCUGAACACUCUAAUCUUACAGCAGAACAAAAUAAAAUCAAUCACUAAGAAAGCGUUUGAGGGCCUGGAGGAGCUGGAGCACCUGGAUCUCAGCAAGAAUGGCAUCAUGUCGAUACACCCGGAGGCGUUGUCCCAUACGAAGCUCAAAGUGUUUGUGCUGAACACGAGCAGCCUGCUGUGUGACUGUCACAUGCAGUGGCUGGGGCCUUGGCUGACUGACAGCCAGUUCCAGCAGUCUGUCUCUGCUAUCUGUGCUCAUCCUGCCAGCCAUCUUGGUCGCAACGUCCUUUCCAUCAGUCCUGAAGAGUUUGUUUGUGAUGAUUUCCCCAAGCCUCGUAUCACAACUCACCCAGAGACAUCUGUGGCAUUGCGUGGGAACAACGUGACUCUGAACUGCAUCGCGUCCAGCAGCAGUGAUUCACCGAUGACCACAGCUUGGCGGAAGGAUGGGGAGGUGCUGUAUGAUGCAGAAGUGCAAAACUACGCCCGGUACCAAGAGGGGGAGCUGAUCUACACCACUGUUCUCCACCUCCUCAACGUCAACUUCACUGAUGAGGGGCGCUACCAGUGUGUGGUCUCCAAUCACUUCGGUGCCAACUAUUCAAACCGGGCGAAGCUCACCGUCAAUGCGCUGCCAUCCUUUCUUAAGACUCCCAUGGAUCUAACGAUCCGGACUGGGACAAUGGCCAGGCUGGAGUGUGCUGCCGAAGGCCAUCCAUCACCCCAAAUUGCAUGGCAGAAGGACGGUGGCACUGACUUCCCUGCUGCCCGAGAGCGCAGAAUGCAUGUAAUGCCUGAUGACGACAUCUUCUUCAUUGCUAACGUGAAGACAGAAGACAUGGGAGUGUACAGCUGCACGGCCCAAAACGCAGCUGGCAGUCUGUCUGCAAACGCUACUCUCACCGUCCUGGAAACUCCAUCCUUCAUGCGACCGCUGGAAGACCGAACAGUGGCCCGUGGUGAAACUGCCGUGCUUCAGUGUAUAGCUGGAGGCAGCCCAGCCCCUCGUCUCAACUGGACCAAAGAUGACGGCCCUCUGGUUCUUACCGAGCGCCACUUCUUUGCUGCAGCCAACCAGCUCCUUAUCAUAGUUGAUGCUGGUCCUGCCGAUGCAGGGAAAUACACCUGCAUCAUGUCUAACACUCUGGGAACAGAACGUGGCCACAUCUACCUGAGCGUCUCCCCAUCGCCAAACUGUGAUACCAGCCCGGUCUACGACCAGGAUGGCUGGACCACCGUGGGCAUUGUGGUGAUUGUGGUGGUGUGUUGCGUUGUUGGAACCUCACUGGUCUGGGUCAUUGUCAUUUAUCACAUGCGCAGGAAGAGCGAGGACUACAGUAUCACCAACACAGAUGAGAUGAAUUUGCCAGCAGACAUCCCCAGCUACCUGUCCUCUCAGGGUACUUUGUCAGAGCCACAGGAAGGCUACAGUAACUCUGAGGCUGGCAGCCACCAGCAGCUCAUGCCUCCUCUCUCCAAUGGAUAUGUUCAUAAGGGCACAGAUGGUGUGUGUUAUGGAGACACAGGCAGUGAGGUGGAAACUGAGGGGAAUGGCAUGCUGCACUGCAGGGUUGGCUCUCUGUUCACUGGCCGCAGCAGCUUUCACCCUGGAGAGCCCCGUGAGGGACUAGCCGGACUCCCCACAGGUGGUGCAGGUCCCCUGGUCAUCUGCUCCGACUGUUACGACAACGCCAACAUCUACUCUCGUACACGGGAGUACUGCCCCUACGCCUAUCUCGGGGAGGACGACCCGCUGGAUAAGACCCUACCAGGCCUGAAGGAGAGCUUCAGUGAGCAUGCCCAGCACAAAGAGCUGGCACUGGGGAGCCUUAUUAGUAACCGGGACUCUUCUGACUUUCUCACCUCACAUGAUAAAAGGUUGAGCAGCCACACUCCCCCGGAGCACUAUGCUAAUGAUUGUCUUCGUAGGUCCUUCUGGGGCGAAGGGGAAGAUCCGUCCUCGAAACCCCAACCAGGCACGUCCCAGCACCCAGUGACUGUACACAGACCUCCUCUGACUUCCACUGCAGACGGAGCAGAUGAGCAAAGCGAAGCAGGGGUGGACUGUUUUCCCAGAAAAUGCACACAGGACCACAGAAGUGCCUCUAAUAGGACUAACCCUCAGGAGCAUCCUGCUCCCACAUAGGUCCUUACACUCCGCCCACGUUCUGCCUCUGAUUACUCGUUGCUGCACCCCCCCACCUUCCCUUCACCCACUACCUCCAAAGAGACUCCUCACAUUCUGCCAAAGAUGCUCUCUUGUAUGUUUACAUUCCCCUUUCACUCAAGAGGACAUGCUAAAGUUCUCCACUGUGGAAAGACUUCUGUGUCAUGCUGGAGAAAUGGACCAUAGAUGUGUUCUCCUCCUUGACACCUCCACCUCUGCAGGACCCCUCUCUCCCCCAACCUUCACUCUUCUUUGUUCUCUUCCCAGAGAAAGCUAUGAAUGUAUGCUUUAAAGAGCCAUGUCGGAUGCUGCUGUGAGAGAGCGCUGUGACAUGGUCGAGUCUUAACAAGCUCUCUCCUCCGUCCCUUCUGCUGUGGGGCUGAAAGUUUGUCUCAUCAUUCCUGGUACAGACACCUGUUGGAGCAGCCUAUAUGACUUUAAAAUUACAAAAAAUCUGUUCCCGAAUUGGGGGGGGGGGUUCUAAACAGGGGCCAGUCGAAGCUCCCUAACCAGCAGUUUGUGGUUAUUGAUAUAGGAAAGAACACUGAAAACAUAUGUCCAACAUUCCCUCAGCCAUCCCGACUGACUCAAAACUAUGCUAUCUGGUAUCCUGUUAUGCAAAUUCCAGAGACAGUGACACCAAAAUGUGGUGUAUAUUAUGAAUAUAUAUAUAUAUAUAUAUGAAUAUAUCCUAUAUCAUCUUUAUCUGAUCUUGUUUUUGUGCUAUGUCAAAUUGUUAAUUUCUUCAUUUUGUCUUCUUAAUGAUGAACAGCGUAAGCGUACAGGUUUUUUUUGCACAUGUGACAAUCAUGGUUUUGCUGGCUAUUUUCCAAUGGUUGUCUAUUGGAUGGCCUUUCUAACAAGCGUUCUCAGUAACCUCGAUCAGGUGACAUUAUGGUUUAUAUGUACAGUAUGCACUGAUUUGUUUCCCCUUUUGUAACACAUUCUUAAAGGCACUUAAUUUAAUGGUGGUAAACUUCAUUAUGCAGUGCGCAUGUGUCUUUUUUCUUUUCUUUUUUUUUCUUUUUUUUUUUAAUUGUGAGGAUUUUAUCACAGUUUUAUCUCAAAGGUUCACGAUCCUUCCGUAGAUAUUGAUUAUGCCUAGGUUUUCACUUGGGACUGUGAAAAAUGAGAAUGUAUUGUAUUAUUUUAUACAUGUAUGUGUACAUAAGGAUAGUAAUCUAUUAAAUUCUAUGUCCUAUUAGUCCAUUUACAGAGAGGUUUGAGACAUAGGCUGCAGAAUUUUAAGCUUAUUAAUUUCAAGCCUUUUAUUGCCCCUGAGGUUUUUACCUGUUGGUUCAGGUAACAAGAUGAUCACGUUCUAGAGCAACUUUUGUUUCUUCAUAAACUAAAAGGCAAUAAUCAAACAGUUGCCAACUAACACCUAAAUGAAACUGCCUCUCAUGUAAAAGAAUGUGCUCUUGUUUCAUUAAGUUGUGCUCUUGAUUAUUGCACUUCAGUGGUGUGAUUGGCUUUGUUUUUAUACCUCAGACAACUAAUUUGUUCAGUUUAUUUAGCAAAUUGAACUCUGUUGUUUGUUUAUUGAGUACACCGAGCAAAAAACAGCGCAGUCUAUUACAACAGUCGUGCAAUAAAUCAUACCUUCAUGGAGGUUAUAAUGUUCACUUUUCAGAGAGGUGCUGAUUCAGCUGCAUGGUCAUUUUGGUGCUGUUGAAUUGUGUUGCAUUAUUCUGAUGGGUUUCUAAAUAACAAACACCUCUCUGCAUUCCACUGCAAUAGCUUUAGAUAGGUGUACACAAUAAACUGGUGCCUGGCGAGUGUAUAUCAUACUCACUACGUGACAACAUAUUUGAAAGUGUAUUUUUGUUUUUCUCAUUUCCAUUAGAUCGUCAGUACCAAGAGGAUUUGUGAUGUUCCUCUUCUUCCUCUUAUGUGUGUGUUUGAGUGCACAAACUAUUGCACAAAAGUCAUUGGCCAAUAAUUCCUUAGAAUUUAAAUAUGUAUUGGUACACCUCUGCAUCCUCAGUGGUAUAUGCAGGUGAAAUUUGCAUUUUAGUCACUCUUUUAGUUCUUUUAUUGCCAUAUCGGCACGUUCCAAGCCUUUUGUUUUCAAUUUGGCAUUGCCUAAAUCACUUGCCAGUAUUUUAUCAAGCCUAAAACCAACAUGACCAUAUUUUGGACACUUAAGUAGAAGUGUUGUUUUCUUUUUGUUUGUUUUUUUGCUAGUUUUUGAAAUAAAAAAAUGAAAGCAUGCAGUAAUAAGUCAACAUAGUGAAACUACAUGUCAAGAGCCAUACAUGACCAUUGGCCAAUAAUUUCUCAGAAUUUAUUACAUGUAUGUAUCGGUACGCCUCCACCUUCUCAGCGGUAUGUGCAGAGAGAACUGCCUUUCAGUUUUUCACACUUUUGGUUCUAACUUUUUUUUAUAUAUAUUUUAUUGUUCAUGCUUGCCUUCAAUUGUCAGAUCAACACAUUCCAUGCCUUUCGUUUUGAAUUUGGAAUGACCUUGAACACCUGGUAUUAUUUUGCCAGCCUGAAACAUGACUUGACAUUGUAAUCGAACUUAAUGCCGGAGAGGCCACACAUUGGUUUACUAUUCAAUAUUUUCUGCCAACAAAAAAUAACAUAAUAAUGUGCAUUUGUAUUGUUUUAUUCUCUGAACGUCCUUUAUGACUUUAUACCAAAGUUUAGCAGUAACUGAGCUGGCAAUAUCCAAUGCUGCUUUUUUUUUGUAUUGUUUGAAGUUCAAGCGUUUUGUUUCCAAUAGUAUUUUUGGACCUUGUUUGCCUGUACAUUCUGUAAAGCAUGUCUAAAGAGCCUUUUUGUUACGUAGCCAUUACUCAAACAUUAAACAUGAAUUCUGAUAAAU
Molecule: messenger RNA, 6500 nt
Organism: Larimichthys crocea (large yellow croaker)
Lineage: Eukaryota; Metazoa; Chordata; Actinopteri; Sciaenidae
Gene: lrig2
Product: leucine-rich repeats and immunoglobulin-like domains 2
Exons: 18
Coding region: 461-3649 (1062 amino acids)
Molecular function (GO): protein binding
Source: RefSeq, a predicted model, not a curated record